AGAAAACAGAAAUAGAAAUCCAGGUUGGGUGCAUAAGACUCAGUUCUGGUAGCGCUACGCUCUGUCCAGUUGUGGAGUCAUGAUUACGUCAUUCAAAAUUAUCAGAUAAGACCAAAUCAUGCGUUAACGUACAACCACAAAUGGCCGGCCACCGUCCACGGCGACCUGGAAGCAGAGAACUUUACGUCUCGAUUCCAAGUCGCAGCUACACAGAACCGCAUAUCAUUUCUGCUUCUCCAAGACCGCGUGACGAGGAACUAGUAGAGAGGGAGGAUGUUAUCUCUCCGACGAGGGCAUCUAUUGUCCGGGCGUUGGCACUCCUGUGCGCAUGUUCUCUCAGUGUCGGUAGUCACUAUGCGUCGUACACACUCGGGCCACUGAAAUCCCGACUUGCGCGAGAGAUUAAAACAUCCAACACGGAAUUUAGUCUGCUGAUUUCUGCAUUCAGCUUAAACAGUACAUGGACACCUCUAGUUGGGGGCCUGAUGGCAAGUAAACUUGGUACAACGCUCACCAGUAUCAUUGCCACUGGAGUCAUAUUUAUUGGCCAGGUUUUGCUACUGGUCGGUGACAUAAAAGGGGAUGUUCGGCUGAUGGUAUUUGGGCUGUUCGUGUUUGGAUUUGGAGUUAGCCCUCUUGCCGUUGUACAGGAGUCCAUUAUCGUGCGAUUCUUCAAAGCACAUGGGCUCGGCGUCUCGAUGGCACUGGGUCUUGUAGCUGGAAAAUUGGCGUCAUUUAUUUCAGCGCGAACUUCUCUCCCUCUCGCGGAGCGUUUUGGGCGCCACGCACCAUUCUAUGCGUCCACAUUCUUAGCUGCUCUUUCCCUUUUCAUCAAUCUGGUUUAUAUGGCAUCCUCAAAGUGGCUUAUACGGGGAUCUGGCACUGUCUUACUAGAGGCUUCCGAGAUACGACGUGAGGCGAGGCGCCGUUCCCUGUAUGACCUUUCUGAGGCUCAGGCACUGGAGAAAGUUGCAAAAAAAGCGCUAUAUCAGCUUGGGGAUAUCUUCUGGGCGUGCGUGUCAAGUUCAAAACUAAUGACCUUGCUAACUGUUUGCAGUUACAUAGGGCUAAACAUCCUGUGCGGCACUGUAUGGGCUCCUUUCACCCAUUUGGCAGCCAACAUUUUUGAACAGAGAUAUGGAUUGACAGAGGACGCCGCCAGUACACAAGCUUCCUACCUUCUAGUUGGGAGUAUACUCUUGUAUCCCGUCACCGGAUUCAUGGUAGACCGGAUGACACACCCACAAGCUGUACUUCGCAUGUUCGCGCUGUCAUCAGUAUUGACGUUGCUUGGUUAUGCAUGGCUUGUUCUUCCGCCAGCGUGGACUGGAACACCUUCGCCUGCAGUUGCUGUUUUUGCGACUGGCAUUGGCUUCUCCCCUUUACUCCUUGUCGUUUUGGUUCCUCAGCUAGUCCCGUUCAAGUUUGUAUCGACUACUCUGGGUGUUCACAAAAGCAUGGAACAAACAGGCGCGACAAUUUUCCAAACUAUAGCUGGCCUUAUCUUGGACGGUGCAUCACCCCGUCGACGAGCUUCAAAAGGCGCGCAGUACACGACUCAGCAGUUGUUGAACGUGUUUUUUGUUUUCAAUAUCCUGCAACUACUAGCCAUCAUCGGCCUAUCGCAUCUCGAUAGUCGUCGUCGGCAGGCAGCAGAGAUUCUUGAGAACGCGGUCGAGGAUGAAGAUGCUGAAAAUGAAUCAGAAGAAGAUUCGACCUUCACCGGGGGUGAAGGAGAUAUCCUUGCCUCUGAAAUCGGACCGUUGCCUUCUCCAGACCCGAGGAAGCCUCUACUUGGUCGUCGUCCAAGAGCGGAUUCUAGGGGCAGUUACAUCCCAUCUUCAUGUCCUUCCCAAGGAGUUUGUGGACACUCAGAGAUAAGGAGAGGCCGCAUUUUUGUGUGUCUUUGCGCCAUGCUUGUGUGCAGUGCUUGGGUAUUGUUUUUGAGCACUGCGUGGUUAAGGCUCCGGUCGAGACAGCAAAGAGUUUCAUAAUAGUUCACGUGGCUAGUGUUUAGGUACUUGUUAUCAGCAAGAUGAUUAUCCCAGUGUCGUGA
Molecule: messenger RNA, 2056 nt
Organism: Suillus clintonianus
Lineage: Eukaryota; Fungi; Basidiomycota; Agaricomycetes; Boletales; Suillaceae
Product: major facilitator superfamily domain-containing protein
Exons: 8
Coding region: 141-1994 (617 amino acids)
Biological process (GO): transmembrane transport
Molecular function (GO): transmembrane transporter activity
Source: RefSeq, a predicted model, not a curated record